This is a messenger RNA of Trichoplax adhaerens, 915 nucleotides long. RefSeq lists its product as uncharacterized. The record is from RefSeq and is a predicted model, not a curated record. Gene Ontology annotation, biological process: tRNA wobble uridine modification. Bases 1 to 915 code for a protein of 304 amino acids. The transcript has 7 exons. Gene Ontology annotation, cellular component: elongator holoenzyme complex. NCBI's taxonomy places the organism in Eukaryota, Metazoa, Placozoa, Uniplacotomia, Trichoplacea, Trichoplacidae.
AUGAGACGAUCUCCAGACGAAGUCUCUGAGCUUAGAGCUCCAUCGUGCAGGGUAGCUAGCAGCGUCGAGAAAGAAAAUUUAAACACUUCAGGAGCCCUUCUACAUCGUCUUAAUCACGUUACUAAGAUGUUUCCAGAACUUAAUUCUCUAUUGGAAUGUAACAAGAAGAAUUUACCCAACGGAAAAUCGCUGGUCAUUAUAGAUUCUCAAACAGAUGGAAGUUUCUUAUUGCACCACUUUAUAUCAUUAUACAUUCAAGGCGGUGGAAAAGUUGUAAUGCUUGCUUUUGCCCAGUCUUUCAGUCAUUAUAGCUCAGUUGCCCAGAAACUAGGUAUAAACCUAAAUUCUGCCUGCGACGAUAAGACUUUUGUCUUUUUACCCGGGCUGAAGUAUACAUUAGAUGGAAUUAUUAAUCGAGACGUCGAAAACCCACUUUUGGAUACCAGCAAUUGUAAAUCCCUCCAUUCUUUAUAUCAAGCCAUAAAUUCGGCAAUCUCUGCAAAUGAAAAUCAAUCAUUGCCGACCUUAUUGAUUAUAGACGACAUCAGUACAUUGUUAUAUCUUGGAUUUCAACACACGGAAAUUUGUACCUUUCUAACUUACUGUCAACAUACCGUCUGUAAAAAGACCAACGGUUGUAUACUAUCUUUAAUUCAUAAUGAUUCGGACGUUGAAGAUCAGUCAAGUAAUCUUUUAAGUAGAUGGUUCCAUCAUUUUGCCGACAUAGUUUUGGAGUUAGAAGGUUUACAAAGUGGGAGAUCUAAGGAUGUCCACGGUCAGCUUAAGGUGGUUUUCACGAGAAGAGAGCAAAAUGAUUUGCAUUCACUAUCACCACUUAGUAGAUGCGUUCACUAUAGAAUUCGUGACAAAGGAGUUUCAUUUUUUGCAUUGGGAACCUCACCAGCCAUUUUAUAA